CAACCACACAGUGACAUGUUAGUUCACACACUUUGAGUCAGCUAACAGACCCGUCGCUGCGCUGCUCGCCUGUUCAUUUAACAGUUAUGAAAAAUCUCCAUUUCAAGGAUUUCUUCUGGAACUCUGACCUGACCAGCACUGGUGGCUACGAUACUCUCAUCCAGUAUCUCAAUGAUGGCAAGAGGACAUGCAAGGAGGUGGAGGACUUCAUGAAGGCCAGGGCAUCAAUUGAAGAAAAGUACGCGAAAGAUCUUCUUGGUUUGUCCAAGAAAGUGUGUGGACACAAUGAGAUGAACUCAUUAAAACGAUCCCUGGACUUUUUCAAAUUACAGACUGAACAUGUGAGUCUAUCACACUUACAAAUGGCACAGAGCAUGAGGGAGGAGGCCAAGAAACUGGAAGAAUUCAAAGAAAAACAAAAAGAAGCGAGGAAAAAGAUAGAACAACAGAUGGAUGCUCUCCACAAACAGAAGUCCUCGGUGUUCAAGAAGACAAUGGAUUCAAAGAAAACAUAUGAGCAGAAGUGCCGAGAUAAAGAAGAAGCAGAUCAGAACGUGAACCGAAACACCAACACCAACAACACCAAGCACAUGGAGAAGCUCUAUUCUAAGGCACAGCAAGCAAAACAGAAUUCAGAAGAAGCAGACAGGUUAUACCAUCAGAAUGUGAUCACAGUGGGAAAGGUCAGAGAUGAAUGGUUGAAGGAACAUGUCAAAGCCUGUGAGAUGUUUGAGAAACAGGCAAUGGAGCGAAUUAACUUUCUGAGAAACACAGUCUGGACUCACCUCAACCAGCUUUCCCAGCAGUGUGUGACCAGUGAUGAGCUGUAUGAGGAAGUGAGGAAGUCACUGGAACAGUGUGAUGUCCAGGAAGAUAUUGAACACUUUGUAAACCUCAGGCAGACCGGUGAAAAACCCCCAAGUCCAGUUACGUAUGAGAACUUCUACAGUGGUCAAAGGUCUCCGUCCGUAGCUCCACCUUCUAGACUGCCUCCACCAAUCACCAGGAGGGGCCCAUUACCUGAUCCAAAUGACAAUGAUUCAAUCUACUCAACGGUGCAGGACGCAGGGUACAGUGUUAUCCAAUACUAACACACAGAUCUGCUGUAGAAGUUAUUGUACAUCAUGUACAGCUCUGGAGCUUUGCAGUGGAAAUUAAGCGUAUAUAAAUCUCCUCACUAAGCCUCUCCAUUUCCUGUAACAAUUUACUAGAUGGAAAUGAGUAGUUGUAACUGUUGACAUACAUAUUUUUAGGUAUGGAUGUGUGAUAUUGUAAAUAUGCCACAGUAUACCACAAAACAGGAAACGUCAUUAUUUUUGUUCAUUGGUUGUUUUUUUUUCAAAUUAAAUACGCUAAAAUUAAGACUUUUGCUCAGUAUUUGAUGAUAAACACAUUCCGUAAAAUUAGAUGAUAAAGGACAAGGUAAUUACUGUACAAAUUUAAGAAGUCUUUAAUUCUGUCUAGAUAUAAAGGGUAUUUAUUGUGUUAAAUUGUGUAAAGCUCUAUCUUUCACAGAAUUGCAUUAGAAUGUAUCUUUAGUUUUGUAUUUAUUUUAGUUGAUCUAUAUUUUUCUCAAACCUUUAAUAGAUAUUAAAAAAGAAGAUUGUCAUCUGCUUACUUGUUUUCACUUCUUUUAAGAUGUGAGAGUAGUAUGUCAGCUGACAGGAGAUGAUGUAAUUUGAAGGUUUUGCACACUCAUUGAUCUACAGUGUGCAGUAUAUGGAUUACAAACUACAGACCCCGUUUCUUUCCAUGAAAGUCCCGUUAUUUUUCACUCAAAAUGCCUCCUAACAUUUUAAAUCUUGCUAAGUUUAUGUCCUGAACAAUCAUUUUCUAUUGUAAGAAAGUCAGAUUCGGUCUUAUGCCCUUUAUUGCCAUUCAAAUUAUUUAAAUGCACAUGUAUGAUGAUGACAUACGAUAUGUUCUAAAUACUUGAGCAUUGUUGGAAUUUCUGCACGUUGGUAUUGCGUUAUUUAUUUCAACACAUUUGUAAAAAAAAUGCUACAAACUGUGACUAAGUAUGAAACUGCAUUUGUAAAGAGGCAUUACAUGGCAUUUUACUGUGCAGCUGUCUGUAAAUACAGUUACUGUUGUUCUCA
Messenger RNA from Etheostoma cragini (Arkansas darter), 2099 nucleotides. It is a transcript of the gene pstpip2, whose product is annotated as proline-serine-threonine phosphatase interacting protein 2. The coding region runs from base 87 to 1091 and encodes 334 amino acids. NCBI's taxonomy places the organism in Eukaryota, Metazoa, Chordata, Actinopteri, Perciformes, Percidae. The transcript is spliced from 14 exons. Gene Ontology annotation, biological process: actin filament polymerization. The record is from RefSeq and is a predicted model, not a curated record. Gene Ontology annotation, cellular component: cytoplasm; plasma membrane; actin filament. Gene Ontology annotation, molecular function: actin filament binding.